AUGUCAGAUGUCACAGAAGUAUAUCAGCUGAGGACUAUUCUGAGAAACAUCAGCUACCCUCUCAGCAUCAAUGAGCAAAUACAAAUCUCUGAUGUCAACAUUUCUACAGUUUGCUCUGCAAGCAGCUAUGGUAUUCAGUGCAGAUGUGAGGAUGGGCAUCGUUGGUCAUGUGACCAGUGUGUGCUGUAUGGAUCAUGUGACAACAUCACUGAUAACACAUGUGGAUGCAUCAAUGCCAUUCCCCCUGAUGGAAGAUAUUGCAAGUCUGUUGAUCUACACAGCUUCACAUGGUGUCCUAAUGCAACAUCCUCUCCAUCACCUACAAAUUCAACGCCGAGUGCUUCAACACAUCUGAACACAACAGUGCUGACCAUGUCGCCAACAAUUAAUGCUCUUCCUGUUGUGAAUGAAUACCUGAUUUCUGUUGAGUUGAACAUGUCAGAUGUCACAGAAGUAUAUCAGCUGAGGACUAUUCUGAGAAACAUCAGCUACCCUCUCAGCAUCAAUGAGCAAAUACAAAUCUCUGAUGUCAACAUUUCUACAGUUUGCUCUGCAAGCAGCUAUGGUAUUCAGUGCAGAUGUGAGGAUGGGCAUCGUUGGUCAUGUGACCAGUGUGUGCUGUAUGGAUCAUGUGACAACAUCACUGAUAACACAUGUGGAUGCAUCAAUGCCAUUCCCCCUGAUGGAAGAUAUUGCAAGUCUGUUGAUCUACACAGCUUCACAUGGUGUCCUAAUGCAACAUCCUCUCCAUCACCUACAAAUUCAACGCCGAGUGCUUCAACACAUCUGAACACAACAGUGCUGACCAUGUCGCCAACAAUUAAUGUUCCAGAUUCAACUACAGUUGUUACAACAGUUGUGCAGACGACUUCUACACCAAUGACUGAAACAGGUUCGUCACCUAUAGCCACAACACCUUUGACCACCACAACACCAACAGUGUCACCAACAACUAGUAAUGGAUUUGAUGUGGAAAUGUCAUUCGUAUUAAACAAGACAUUCACAGCAGAACUGAAUAAUGCAACAAGUUUUGCAUACAAGGAUCUUGAAUCAAGAAUUAAUUCAGUGUUACAAGAGCAGUAUAAAGGAAUCACAGGGUUUGUCAGUGUUUUUGUGAGGGCAUUCAGUAAAGGCAGCAUAAUCACCAGUUUUGUUGUGAAGACGACACAAGUUAUUCUGAAUGAAAUUGCUGAGGCAAAUGACAAACUCCCAGAAGCAAUGCAGAUUAUAGCCCCAACCAUUGGCCCAGUAGUUGCAUUUUACAACAGUCCAACUCCUAUUAGCCCUCCGGAACUCACUUAUACUGGAAACUCCAUGACACUUACUUGUGGCCCCCCUCCUACGAACAUAAAUGUUGGACACAUUUCUGUUGCCAACUGGAAAUUUAAUGGACGAGAAAUUAAAAACAGUGGAAGGAUUAAAAUAACUACUUUAAGCACAAUGUCUUUGCUUACAGUUAACAGUGUCAUCCUUCUUGAUAUUGGACUUUAUGAAUGUACUCUAAGAGGUGAAGAAGUGGAUUUCCAUCAAAAAGGACUUCUAACAGGAGAUGACAUCAAACCAGCUCCCGUUUUGAGACUACGGAGUAAAGUUAAUAUUAAAUGCAAGGAUGGACUAAUCCAAAGUCUUAGGUGUUGUGUGCAGUCCUCCUUUACAAUCAAGUGGUUUCAUGCCACAACAGUUUUAUCUUCAGAUAUGUACACAGAUUCCAAUGUCAACUGGGAGACUUACUGCAUUGUGCAUCAUUACAAGCUAGGACGCUGCAGUGAAACACAGCUAAAAGAAAUCCAAUUCAUGUGUAAGGUAGUUAAACCAGAGGGUUAUCAACUGACAACUACGAUGACAAUUUUCAGAGAAGAUGUCAAAUGUGACAAUGCUCAGUAUGGGACUGGCCGAGGCGGGGACAUAUCAACAAUAGAGUGUGGUCCGGGACAAGAGGGAAGAAAGUCUGCUGUCUGUCAAGAAACAGGAGAGUGGCAACUAAAUGAGGACUCUUGCAUAAUUCCACCCAUCAAGGAGUUGUUAAUUGUUUCACAGGAUUUGGGUCUGGAGGAAGUGCCACAAUUCCUGGCAAAUCUAAGUGAUGCCGUCCAGGGAGCCAAAACAGAAACUGCAAAUUCCUCCGCAACCAUAGCAGCUAUUAUUAAAAUCAUAAGCAUCAUUGCAAAUGUUAGCAUUGCUGUCAGUGAAUCUGGGAUGAAGAAAAUUCUCGAAACAGUUGAUGUCAUCAUCAGUGAUGAUUCAAGAGAAUCCUGGGCAUUUUUGAACGCAAAUCAAACUGGUAAUGCGAGCUCAGAGUUAUUGGGUUCUCUCGAGACUCUCUCAAAUGGAUUGGUAGGGGAGUUUGACAUUGUGACUGAACAGAUUCUACUCAACAGAACCACAUUUAACAACUCGUUCGGGGCAGAUCUUAAUUCAUGGAUUCUCUUAGAAAUUCCACACACCGGCAUUAGCAAUGUCUUAAUCACCACAAUCACCUUCCCCACCCUCAAUAAUGUUAUUCCAGCACGGAACUCCAGCUUUGAGGCCACCCGCUUCAAUGCCACCAACAAUGACUCUGUCGUUGCUCAUGCUAUCAAUGCUGCAGUAGUACUAGUUAAAAUAAAUGAAACCAUUCAGAAUUUCAGUCUGAGCUUUGACAAGCGGAACAAAUCCCUAUCUCUGAACCCACAGUGCGUCUUCUGGAACUUCACACUCUUUCACAAUUUCGGCGCUUGGGAUGAUGAUGGGUGCACAUUUGUUUCUGACAUAAACAACACGGUUACCUGCAGCUGCAACCAUCUCACUUCCUUCUCUAUUCUGAUGGCAACAGAUAUCCCUCCGGAACUUACAGAAGCUUUGGAUAUAAUCACUUACGUUGGAGUUGGGAUAUCUCUUGCAAGCUUGGGAAUAUGUCUCAUUAUUGAAGGAUACGUUUGGAAAGCCAUUACCAGAAAUAACACCUCUUUCAUGCGUCAUGUUUCCAUUAUUAAUACCGCCAUCUCUUUGAUGAUUGCUGACAUCUGUUUCCUUGUUGGUGCCUCUUUUGCUAACAGCACCCUGGAAAAUCCCGGGAAGGACUAUGAAGUUCCAUUUGGACCAUGCAGCACAGUAACAUUUUUUACACACUUUUUCUACCUGGCUUUGUUCUUUUGGAUGCUUGUGUCAGGCCUUCUGCUCUUUUACCGAACAGUCAUGGUCUUCUCCCACAUGUCCAAGUCAACCAUGUUGGCCAUAAGCUUCAGUUUAGGCUACGGAUGCCCUCUAAUUAUUGCUGUUACUACAGUUGCUGUCACAGGACCAGGACAUGGAUACAUCAGAAGAUACAACGCUUGUUGGCUCAACUGGAUGGAGACAAAGGCCAUCCUGGCUUUAGUGGUACCUGCCUUGACAAUAGUUUUCAUCAACAUUUUAGUUGUUAUUGUGGUAUUGUUCAAAAUGCUGAGAAGAGGCGUGGGAGACACAGCACAAACAGAAGAAAAGCAUACACUGAUGAUCAUUGCAAGGUGCAUAGUCAUUUUGACUCCAUUGUUUGGUCUCACAUGGUCUUUGGGAGUUGGAACAGUGGUAUUCUCAACAAAUAAAGGAAUCCAAAUUGCCUUUGCAUUCUUCAAUUCACUACAGGGUUUCUUCAUUUUGGUGUUUGGGACACUCUUUGAUUCAAAGAUCCGUUCUAUCCUCCUAAAAUUAUGGACAUCACCCACAGGAUCUGAUCAGACAAGAAGCACAGGCAUUUUUUAUCUGAGUGGACUAAACUGGAUAAAUCAAUUACAUGGAAGAAGAAGAAAUAUUUACAGGGUAUCAGAAGCAAUAAACUCAAGCAGCGGUGGUUCAACAGAGAGAUUCAUCAAAUUUUGACAACAAAAACACAGGAUCAGAGUGGAUUUUUAAUAAGAAACUUCACAGACAUGUUUUUAAGGAGACUUAUUUAUACUUGUUGAAAAAGAGUAUUAUAUGUGACCUUUAAGUUUCUGU
This is a messenger RNA of Labrus bergylta (ballan wrasse), 3954 nucleotides long. NCBI's taxonomy places the organism in Eukaryota, Metazoa, Chordata, Actinopteri, Labriformes, Labridae. The record is from RefSeq and is a predicted model, not a curated record.